Messenger RNA from Linum tenue, 1043 nucleotides. The record is from the annotation of a GenBank genome assembly. NCBI's taxonomy places the organism in Eukaryota, Viridiplantae, Streptophyta, Magnoliopsida, Malpighiales, Linaceae.
GACCUACGCUACAACAAAAAGGAUUGGACCCGCAAGCAUGAAUUCUACAUCAACAUAUGGGAGAAUAGAAAUCAGUGGGUGGUCCAAGGGGCGCCGGAGACAAGGCCAAUGGGGUACCACGAUGGCUACAUGCGGUGGUAUCGGCACUUCACGCUAAGAUGGGUGUCAAAGCAAGGUGCUGUUUGGGGCGCAGUGGUUGACGGUUUGGAGCAUGCGAAGCACACCGUCGAGAGUGCACCCACCAUGGAUGAGCGGAAGACAUCUUUUUUGCGCAGGCUUUUCAACAACUUGCUCUGUUGUACCAGAGAGCAAAGGAGGGAUGUCAUAUUAUACCCUCCAGUGCCUGCUCCGGCCCGACCUUCAUUCCGUGCUGAUGAGAGGAUUGUGCCCCCAGAAGAGCCCCCACGGAGGAGCAGAAGAAGGGUGAGAGAACACAUUGAUGAGCUUCGUCCGUCUCAACAAACUCAACUUCCUCAACCAUGGCCACAUUGUGAGUGGGCUACUAGUACUGAGGGAACCGGAGGGUCGUCAAGCUAUGCCCCGACGAUGGAGCAUGACAUGUUCACCCAAGCCACCCCUCAGUUCCACCAUCAGCAACAAACUACUCAGUAUCAGACCCCGCAACAACAACAUACAUCAUCGACUUUCUACCACACUUCUGGUCCAACUCAGCAACCUCCACCCCCACCACCUGUCUACACUCCGGUGGGUGGUCGGGUUAAGAGGAAUCCGCGCGCAGUUGUCCAGCGGGCUCGUGAAGAAGGAGGAGGAGGUAGAGAGGGCGGAAGAAGGGGCCGAGGAGGUCGUGGAGGAAGAGGAAGAGGAAGAGAAGGGGAAGUGGAGGGAAAUGAAGACAACCAGUGAACUAUCUAUGUCGUUCUAAUUUAGUUCCAUCUUUUUUUGUUUUCCAUGAACUAUCCAUGUCGUCUAAAUUUGGUUUGGGGCUUGUGUUGUUUUCCAUGAACUAUCUAUGUUUCUAAAUUUGGUUUCGGAUUGUGUUGUUUUCCAUUAACUAUCUGUCGGCUAAAUUUUGUUGGUUUUUA